AUGUGGGACGCCUUACCUGCUCCUGCUUCCAUCCAUCUGAAUGUCACUGUUUCUCCGCUCCCCAUCUCCCGCUUCUCGUCUCCCCCUUCCCAUCUCCCGCUUCUCGUCUCCCCCUUCCCAUCUCCCGCUUCUCGUCUCCCCCUUCCGAUCUCCCGCUUCUCGUCUCCCCCUUCCCAUCUCCCGCUUCUCGUCUCCCCCUUCCCAUCUCCCGCUUCUCGUCUCCCCCUUCCCAUCUCCCGCUUCUCAUCUCCCCCUCCUCAAUCCCUCCCUGUCAGGGCGGCGAGUGGGUGUCUCAACUUCAACGACUGUGCCUCGUGUCUCAUCUCCCCGUUCCUCAUCUCCCCCUCCCCAUCUCCCGUAUCUCUAUCUCCACUCCCCAAUCUCCCAUGUCAGGGUGGCGGGUGGUGCCUCAACUUCAACGACUGUGCCUUGCGAGCCGACUCCUACCGCGGGUCCUCCCGCUACUGGCCCUCGCCCUCCUCGCCCUCCAAUCUCACCCACCUAAUGGCUGGUUACCGCAUGAGCUUCACAGGCAUACUCAGCGGCAACGCAGCCAACAACCCCUUUUUCCACAACUGGAACAUGGCAGUUGUCAUGUACUGCGACGGAGGCGCUUAUAUGGGGUACAAAGGACGCAUGCAGCAGGGCUCUAAGAGAGUCUUCCUCUCAGGCCACCACAUUCUCAAGAACACUCUGAUUGACCUGCAGCAGCGGAGGGGCAUGGGAACAGCAGCAUCGGCUCUCAUCGCCGGGUGUUCAGCGGGAGGGCAGGCUGUCGCAGUGGGGUGUGACUGGAUGGCCUCGUUUCUGCCACGCUCCGCUAAAGUCAAGUGCGCUACUGAUGCGUCCUUCUUUCUGGACGGCCACGAGCAGCAACCGCCGCAAUCAUCGCCGUCUCCUUCCCCUGGUCAAGCCCAGGCGCAGUAUUCCGCGCAACAAGCGUACGCCUCUCCGCAGCAAGCGUACGGCGCACCCCAGCAAUUCACCUCCCCGCAGCAACCGUACGCGUCCCCUCAUCAACCAUUCAACACGCCGGUCACCGCGUCGCAUGCAGUCGGCCCGGUUUCUGGAAACAACGGGAUCGGUGGAUCGCCCUUGACUACCGCCAUGGCUCCCCCCAGCGCUCCGUCAGUCGCGCUGGAGCUAACGCAUGGCGGCUCCAAACCUGUCUCCGCUGCCUCUACCCCUGUCCGCGCGCAUUUUGCCGACGCGUCUCAAUCUACCCCUGUCCGCGCGCACCAACCGCACUCCCCCUCCCCCGCCUCCGCUGCUGCGCACGCGUCUGCGGUCACGGUUGUGCAGGCAUCUCCGCUUACUGUUGCGCCCAGUCCCUCCCCAUCUCCCGCUACGGGUACUCCCGGAGCCGUCGCAGCGUCGCCAGGCGGAGUAGGUGCGUCGCCGGGUGGAGUAGGACCGUCGCCAGGAGGAGUCGCAGCGUCGCCAGGGGUCGCAGGGUCAAUGCACGACCCGCCGUGCGCGGCGUGCAAGUCGCUGCGGCGGAAGUGCACGCGCGAGUGCAUCUUCCUGCCCUACUUUCCCCGUGACGAUCCUGAGAAGUUUGCGCGCGUGCACAAGGUGUUCGGAGCCAGUAACGUGUCCAAGAUGCUGCAGGAACUGCCCCUACACCAGAGGGAGGAUGCAGUGGCGAGUCUAGAGUAUGAGGCACAGGCCCGGGUGCAGGAUCCAGUCUAUGGCUGCGUUGGCAUUCUCUGCGUGCUCCAGGUACAGUAA
Messenger RNA from Closterium sp. NIES-65, 1731 nucleotides. The record is from the annotation of a GenBank genome assembly. NCBI's taxonomy places the organism in Eukaryota, Viridiplantae, Streptophyta, Zygnematophyceae, Desmidiales, Closteriaceae.